Messenger RNA from Enterospora canceri, 171 nucleotides. Lineage: Eukaryota; Fungi; Microsporidia; Enterocytozoonidae. The record is from the annotation of a GenBank genome assembly.
AUGAGAGCCAACGUGCCAGAGCUGAUUCUGUUCAACUUCCUCUUGAAGAUGAGACUGUUGCAAUGGGGCAGAAUGGCAGUAAGCAGCUGGAACGAGAGUGCCAUUUUGAGCAAGGAGCUCAGGGUCGUCAGGGUGCCGCUGAAGAAGACGCUGCUUACGAGUCCACUGUAA